UCCUUAGGUUUUCUAAGAUUCCCGCACCUCUAUUCCAAAAACACCCAGCCGCAACUCUCUUCUUCCUUCGAACGCAGCUCUCCUCUCCAGGUUAUAUGGCUCGAUUGCCAAUUCAAAAGAAGAUGCACUUGGCCACUGUUUUAACUUUGCAAAUGAUGGAAACGGAAAACUUGCUUCUCAUGAUGAUUUUCAUUGCAAUUUGUUUACUUAUUAAGAGAAGUAAUAACAGGAGAGGAAUUACCUAUGCUCACAUGUUCAAUAGGAGACAUAACUUAAGGACAUUGAAUUUGUGGGAGAUGGCUUUUGACAGCGAUACUUCAUGCGUUAAUAAUUGUAGAAUGGAUAGGCGCGACUUAAAGAAACUAUGUUAUUUGCUUAGAAGCGUGGGUAGAUUGAGGGAAAGCAGGAACAUGAGCAUUCAAGAAAUGGUGAUAUCAUUUCUUCAUAUUAUUGGACACAAUAUAAAGAAUAGGGUUUUGAAACGUCAAGUGGCAAGGUCAGGUGAAACAGUCAGUAGACAUUUUCAGUCUGUUUUUCUAUAAUUUUAAUUAUUUUAAUUAUAGAUUGUAAUAAGUUUAAUGUGUUAAGAGACAAAUAUUUAAAGGGCACUUAAGUAAUUCAUCAAACAUAGAAUAUAAGAUACCAA
This is a messenger RNA of Cuscuta europaea, 646 nucleotides long. The record is from the annotation of a GenBank genome assembly. Lineage: Eukaryota; Viridiplantae; Streptophyta; Magnoliopsida; Solanales; Convolvulaceae.